CGCUGGAACCAGGAAGGCGGUGAGCUUAAACUGAAGCAAGUUCGGAGGACGCCGGCGGCGCCCAGAUUUGAAGGAACGUUUCUAGGUCUGUGGAGCCUGCAAGUCAACGCGAGGCCUGAGACCGAAGGCCCGGACCCAGAAAUGGGACGCCGGUCAUCAGAUACUGAAGAAGAAAGCAGAAGCAAGAGAAAAAAGAAACACCGUAGACGGUCAUCUUCAAGUAGUUCUUCAGAUAGUAGAACAUAUAGCCGAAAGAAAGGUGGAAGGAAAUCAAGGUCAAAGUCAAGAUCUUGGUCCAGAGAUCUUCAGCCUCGCUCUCAUUCAUAUGAUAGAAGACGCAGGCAUCGAUCAAGCAGUAGCUCUUCGUAUGGCUCUCGAAGAAAACGAAGUCGAAGUCGUUCAAGGGGUCGAGGGAAAUCCUAUAGAGUUCAGAGAUCUAGGUCAAAAAGCAGAACAAGAAGGUCUAGGUCAAGACCUCGUCCACGUUCUCAUAGUCGAAGCAGUGAAAGGUCCAGUCACCGAAGAACUCGUAGUCGGUCUCGGGAUAGAGAAAGACGUAAAGGCAGAGAUAAGGAGAAAAGAGAAAAAGAGAAGGAUAAAUGCAAGGACAAGGAAUUACACAACAUCAAACGUGGGGAAUCCGGAAACAUCAAAGCUGGAUUAGAACAUCUGCCACCAGCCGAACAGGCCAAAGCCAGACUACAGCUGGUUCUUGAAGCUGCUGGUAAGUGCUCAUGAUUAACUUUAUUUAAAUGAAAACGUACUAAAUAAAUACUGACGUGCUUACAGGUGGGUCAAAGAAAAAAACACCUGUUUUCAUAUGUCCUCAUAAAUUUGUGAAAUCUGGGUUAUAUGUAUGGCCAUAUUUUAUAUGAAGUAUCGACUACUGUAUGGAGUAUAAUGCUAAAAGGUCAUUCUUUAUAUUUUUACUUAUAAAAUUGACUUUAAUAUUAGUUUCAGUUUUGAGGCAGUUCAAUUUAUUGAUUUUUGUCUUCUGUGGACUGUGCUUUUGGUGGCAUGUUUAAGAAUUCUUCCUUAGCCCCACAUCACAAAACAUCCUCCUGUGUUUUCUUCUAAAAGUUUUAUACUUUUACAUUUAAGACUAUGAUCUAUUUUGGUUUAACUUUUGUACAAAGUGGGAGUUUUAGAUCAAGGUUUUCAUUGUUGAGGAAAACAAGAUAAGUAUAAUUUAGUAAUUACUCCAGUUCCAUUGGACUAACUCAAUGAACUGUUCUGGAUACCAUCUAAUGUUAAAAUACUGUAUGUCUUAUUUUUCAAUGAUACAAUAAUGCUUUGACUUUGAUUUUAUACAUAAUCCUCAGAUUCAUGUAGACAUUAAAUAUUUUACCUUCUUAAAAAAUGUAAAAGAUUAAUGUUAUCUUUUCUAAGUACUGAUAUUAUUUUGAAUCUUAACAUGCUUUUCAAAAUGUAUGUUACAUAUUUAAACAAGUUGUCAAGAGUAAGCAUGAGGUAGGAUUAGAAUGAUAUAACCAAAGUAGUACAUAUUUGUUAUAAUUAUUUCCUUUUUAAAGAUCUGUAAAGAGUGUAUAAUUUCCAAUUGGAAAAUGAGAAUUCUAUUUUAACAUAAAAGUAAUUUCAGACUACCAACCAAAUAAUAGUAGUUGUAUUUUUAGUAUUCAUUGAUUGAGAAAAUACAUAUGUGCAUAUUGAUUCAGGGAUUUCUUGCAUUAGCCCCAGAGUGUCUACAGUCUAAAGAUUGGGAACACAUGAUAUACUAGCUUCUUAAAUCACUAAUAGAAGUAACUUAUAAUAAAAGGAUAAAACUUAAUAAUAUUUGUGAGUCUUUAUAACUCUCCAUAUUACUUUAAAAGUCAUUCAGGGACACCCGGUUGGCUCAGUCAGUUAAGCGUCCGACUUCAGCCCAGGUCAUAAUCUCACAGUUCAUGGGUUCGAGCCCCACGUCAGGCUCUGUGCUGACAGCUCUGAGCCUGGAGUCUGCUUUGGAUUCUGUGUCUCCCCCUCUCUUUGCCCCUCCCUUGCUCACACUCUGUCUCUCUCAAAAAUAAAUAAACAUUAAAAAAAAAAUGAAGGGAGGGGAGCCUGGGUGGCUCAGUUGGUUAAGCAGCUGACUUUUAGUUCAGGUCAUGAUCUCACAGUUUGUGGGUUCAAGCCCCACCUGGGGCUCUGUGCUGACAGCUCAGAGCCUGGAGCCUGCUUUGGAGUCUGUCCCUCUCUCUCUCUGCCCCUCCCCUGCUCGCACUCUGUCUCCCCCUCAAAAAUAAAUAAACAUUAAAAUAAUUUUUUUAAUAUUAAGUCAUUUAUAUUUUAUGUAUUAAUCGUACUCAUUUUAUCUUUAAUUAUGUGGAAAUUACAGUUUCUACAUAGUAUUAUAAUUUUGCUUGCUAUCUGGUUUUUCAUAUAUGCUGUAAGAUUAAGCUAGUUAAUAUGAUUCUCUAUCAUUUACAUAAUAUACAUUGAUUCUUUAAUUCUUUAGUAGCAUUUUGCUUUGAAAAAUUACUGCCAGUUCAUAAUUUGAGUAUGGACAAACUUCUGCUUUAAAGACAAUAUUUAUGGUGCUUAGUUCAGAAAAUAUUUGUUUCCAUUAAUACAACUAUAAAGAAUUUCAUUUCAUAGUUUUGUACAGUUAUCUUUAUCUUGUAAUAGGAUUUUGAAGCCUAUUAUAAAACAGAUCUUAGGGUCCAAACUUCAUAGUGUUGAACUUACUUAUAUUGGUCCCAGCUGUCACCCCACAUAUUUUAAUUUAACUUUCUAAAUUCUUUUUUCUUUUUUUUUUAAAUUUUUUUUUUUCAACGUUUAUUUAUUUUUGGGACAGAGAGAGACAGAGCAUGAACGGGGGAGGGGCAGAGAGAGAGGGAGACACAGAAUCGGAAACAGGCUCCAGGCUCUGAGCCAUCAGCCCAGAGCCCGACGCGGGGCUCGAACUCCCGGACCGCGAGAUCGUGACCUGGCUGAAGUCGGACGCUUAACCGACUGCGCCACCCAGGCGCCCCUCUAAAUUCUAUUUUCGAUAAAGAGUUAGGUUGCGUGAAUUUGAGAAACAUUAAAAAUAUUAUGACAAUUUACAAAUUUAAAAAACCUACAUUAGUCUGGAUAAGCAAUGCAUUAGCUAGAUGUAGCAUUAUUUACUUAAUAAUUUUCUUCUGUACUUAAUAACGUGUUGUCCCCAACGUUUCCCUCUUAUCAAUAACACUGUGGUACACAUCCUGUUACAAAUUGUGUUUUAUAUAUUUUAGAUAGGUUUCUUGGGAUUGAUUACUAUAGAAAUGAGUUUAUAAGGUUAGAGGGUAUUAAUAUUUAGACUGGCUUUUUAUGCAUUUUUGCUUUUAUAAAAGGACUGUGCUACUUUAUGUUUCCACUGAUUAAGUAAACUUGGCCUUUUGAUGCCAAUUCUAUGAAUAUAUUGCUUUAUAAUAUGAUAUAACAUAUUAUACCCCUUUGAGAAACAUCCAGUAUUGCUUUUAAUGAGAACUUGUGGCCUUGAAGAGGGGAAGUAGAUAGAUGGAUAGGAGAGGAGCAUAUAAGGAAAUCUAGAACUUACUAUCAAAGUUCUAGAUUUCCUUCAGUGAAGAAUUUAAGGUGUUCACUGUAUUACUUACAAAGCAAGCAAAUAAAUAAAAUAAAGGAAGGGGGAAUAAGACCAACUUGAGCUCAUUCCGGAAAUCUUGCAGUUAAAAUCCAGCCUAGUCCUAAGAGUGAGGUUCCCGGACAGGAAGGGCUGGUAGCACCCAUUUUGUCACAUUGAAGUUUACUUGAGUUCUCAGGGAAAACAUCCUUGACUUUGGGGCCAUAAAAUCGAGUACAAGAAAAGACUUAAGGCUGUAUGUUAGAUUCUUGAGACAGGAUUCAUUUCAGCUUUAUAAUUACUAUAGUCUGGUAGAUAAGGUUGGUCUAUAAAGAAGUCCUGCUGUGCUUAGUCCUUUAUUCUAACUAUAGGUCCCAGAAAAUGCAAUAUGUAACCAUUGCAUUGUCAUUGAUUUAUGAGUGAAUGUUAAUAAUGUUAUUGGUUUGGAAUUAAAAUAUGUUUAGAACAUUUGGCAACAAUUACUGGUGGUAUGAUUUUGAAAGACAUAUGUAUGAGUAAAAAUAAUAUUUAAGCAAAAUGUAAGGUAUCAUGCAUGUUUGGUUUAUACCACACGUGAAUUUGAAGUCACAGAUUUUAUUGUAUUUGUUACGACCAUAUUUUUAUACAUUAAACCAUAUAUUUGUACUUUGUUAUGCUAAAUCUUCAGAUUUAGAUAGAAUCGUUUCUCAUGUCUAUUACUAAAUUGCAGUUAAAACCAACUUUCGUGUCUGUUGUUUAACGUUUAGUUCAGAGGUGAUGUGAAGUUAAGGUUUUAUCUAAGAUUGCUUUUUUGUCAUUUUCAAAUGGCAGUAGGACACAGAAGAUUGCAGAAUUGUAUAAAUUUGUAAGAUUCAAUCUUUAAGUUAUAACCUCAGCUCAUGGCUUACCUGUGAUAUUGAGUCAAUCCUAUUAACCCUUUGCUUUCUUCCUUUCCUUUUUAAAAAUGCUUUUACCAUUCUCUCACUUUAUUAAGAUACAAAACUUUGAAAUUUUUACCUUUGACUUCUUACUAGGCAAUCAUUCACCUAGAAUGAAUGAUCUUAUUUUGAAACAUUUUUUAUAUGUAUCCCUGUAUUAUCUUUCCCACUGCCAUCUCCUUAGUCUAGAUGCCAAAGUUACCAGCCAGAGGUUAAUCCCUAACUUCCCAAUGGUCUCUUCAGUUCUCUUCUCCAGAGAUGGUAGCGAAUAGUGGAAGAGUUCUAAGCCUACUCGUACUACUUACCUUGAGCAGUUUGUGAGCAGUUUGAUGUUUAUUGGUUCUACAAAACAUAGUUUAAAAACAAGAAAUGGAACAUGACAGACGUGUGUAUUUUCUAGUUUGCCAUAGUUCUCUAUUUUU
Messenger RNA from Leopardus geoffroyi (Geoffroy's cat), 4883 nucleotides. Its product is annotated as serine/Arginine-related protein 53. The transcript has 6 exons. The coding region runs from base 142 to 738 and encodes 198 amino acids. Gene Ontology annotation, biological process: alternative mRNA splicing, via spliceosome. The record is from RefSeq and is a predicted model, not a curated record. Lineage: Eukaryota; Metazoa; Chordata; Mammalia; Carnivora; Felidae. Gene Ontology annotation, cellular component: cytoplasm; nucleus.